Messenger RNA from Cynoglossus semilaevis (tongue sole), 2574 nucleotides. RefSeq names its product GIPC PDZ domain containing family, member 3 (gene gipc3). Gene Ontology annotation, molecular function: protein binding. The transcript has 6 exons. The record is from RefSeq and is a predicted model, not a curated record. NCBI's taxonomy places the organism in Eukaryota, Metazoa, Chordata, Actinopteri, Pleuronectiformes, Cynoglossidae. Bases 25 to 1029 code for a protein of 334 amino acids.
AGCACCACACCUGAGCCGGGGCCAAUGCAGAACGGGGAGGAUAUGAGCCCACAGGAAUCCAAGCCUGGAGAGUCAGAAACCAUGCAGGAGCAGAGAAUUCAGAACCACAGCCAGAAUGAGAGAUGCGUCGAACCUACAGCACCUCCACUACCUCCGCCAUCACCACCACCACCGGGACCACCGGAAUACCCGAGGCCGAGACUCAUCUUCCACACUCAGCUGGCUCACGGGAGUCCCACAGGCCGCAUCCACGGAUUCACCAACGUCAAAGAGCUUUAUGCCAAGAUCGCAGAAGUGUUCAACAUCUCCCCGUCAGAGAUCCUGUUCUGUACCCUCAACUCUCACAAAGUGGACAUGCAGAAACUACUGGGAGGUCAAAUCGGACUGGAGGACUUCAUAUUCGCUCACGUCAGAGGAGAAACCAAGGAGGUGGAGGUGACAAAGACGGAGGACGCACUAGGCCUCACCAUCACAGAUAAUGGAGCAGGAUAUGCUUUUAUCAAGAGGAUAAAAGAAAGCAGCACUAUAGACCGGCUGAAGACUGUUUGCGUUGGCGACCACAUCGAGGCCAUUAAUGACCAGAGCAUUGUGGGCUGUCGACACUACGAAGUGGCCAAGAUGUUAAAAGAGCAGCCCAGGGGUGUGCCCUUCACUCUUCGUCUGGUUGGACCCAAGAAGGCCUUUGAUAUGAUUGGAAUGAGGACCCGAGCCCCAAAAUCCACGGAGGGUAAAAUGGUGAAUGGGAGGGAGACGCUGCGUCUGCGCUCUAAAGGAGCUGCGACAGUCCAGGAAGUGCAGAAUGAGUUUGAAGAACGAGCCACCAAGAAAGUGGAUGACCUUCUUGAGAGCUACAUGGGUAUCAGAGACCUGGAGCUGGCAACAACCAUCGUGGAAGCUGGCAAAGACAAGAAGAACCCUGAUGACUUUGCACAGGCCUUGGAUUCAGUCCUGGGAGACUUUGCUUUUCCUGAUGUUUUUCUUUUCGAUGUAUGGGGAGCUAUAGGUGACGUGAAGAACGGCAGAAUGUAAAACCCCUAUAUCCCAUAAAAAGGCUGUAAUUAGGGAGGGCUUCUACAGCAGCAGCCCAGUCGUAUUAGUUUUAACCAAAUUAUCAGGUACAAGACGUGCUUUGACAAUUUUAGGAUUUGUUCCUAACAGAUUGUGACAGUUUUGCUUAUUUAUUCACAUGAAAUGCAGGACGGAAAGUCUGUGCAAUCUAAUAUAAAAUAUAAAAUCAAAAAGCUGGACGUGAUAUUUUGUGAUGCAUUAAGAUGCAUUAACAUGUGUAAAAAAAAUACAUGAAAUACAUGAAACCCCGAGCUGCAUACAGCAUUGAAAGAUCUCUUUUGUAAAAGUGAUCAAUAGAGUUUACUUUCAUUUCGAUCUUCACAGAGAAGGGAGUAAAUUAAUCCAUGGUUUUAACCCAUUACCUCAGUGAGCAGACGGCACUUACCUUCCUUAACCACCAGGACGCCACUGUCCCGUUAUAUCGGUAUAGGUUAAUAUUGGAAUCGGAAAUUAAGUGUUGGGACAAUAUCGGCUUAUAGGCAAAAAGUUAAUAUCGGACAUCUCUACUUUUUUGUUCUUUAUUACAACAUAGAGCAUGAAAAAGGUGAGGAAAUUCAAUCUUCCGAAGCAGAAGCACAUAACGGGGUUUCUCCACAACAUUGUGCUUAAACAUAACACCAACACAUUGUUUCCCAGAAUUGUAUGACUCAUAAAAGAAACACAAAAAGACUGUAAUGAGGCCGGCGCUCACUUCACUGGAAUCUCUUGUUCUUAUUUUGUUUAAUAACAUAAAAGUGUUCAUGAUGAAUAAAAUGUAUGAUGUCAACAAUAACUUAUUAAACAACAGAACGCAGUACUGUCCUGAUUCUGAUGUUUUGUUUCAUCAUAUGUACGUAAUUAUCAGGACCCUAUAUUGUAUUUGGUUACAAUAUAUACUGUAUAACAUGUUUCAGUUUUAAUUCGUGGAGCUGGAGUUUGUCUCGAACAGAUGAGUUCAUUUUUAAUUCAGACCUUUAUUAUUUUCUUGAUUUACCUGUAGUCUUACUACAAACACAUGGUACUGACAUCAAGGACGCCACACUUCACAGAUAAUGUUCAAGCCAGGUUACACAGCGCCUCGGACGAGUAGUGUUCACACUGAAUAUAUACUCUUGGUAAAGGAGAGCGUGACGAAACAGAUACAUUUUCAAAUGCACCAUUAGCAAAGCUAUUCACCUGUCUUGUUUCACAUUUUAAUGUGUAGUUAAAAAUACAUAACACCUGGAGACAUACUGACCUACUGCAUCUUCUUGAACUAUACAUAUAUAUGUAUACAUAUACAUAUAUGUGGGUAUGAUUAAAGUAGUAAAGUAUAUAUUUUUAUAUAUUACUUCUUUAUAUGCAGAACUAUAUAGAAUACUGUGUGUCUUAAUAAACAUUGGACUUUAAUACUUUCCAGAACACCUAGACAUCACAUAACCUGUAAACACUUACAUACACAUACAUCACUUAUUAUAUUCCCAUGCUUUAACAUCUAGACCUGCAUUCCUAAGGCAUUCUUGCAAAUAGGACAAUCCAUAUUAUUAA